AGCCCGGGCCCCUCCGGGCGCGGGGGACGCAAAAGCUCGCGCUCCUCCUCUCCCGCCUCCCUUCUCCACCACUCCCCUCCUUCGGCCAGUCCCUCCCCCAGCCUCGGCGCAGGGGGGGCCGGGCUUGGCUCCGCGAGGCCCGUGCAUUCCAGAGAGCCCAGCGAGCUAGAGCAACAAAGGAGCCGGGUUGUCGGCUGGGAGAGCUCGGGGGGCUGCGGCGCGCUCGGGCGAAGGUGGCUGCUGGGCCGCGGGCUGGCGCGGGGGCAAAGCCGGAGCCGCACUCCAACCCCGGCUCGCACCUGGCCUCCCUCGCGGGGCUGGGAGUUGGUUUUAAUGGUGGGAGAGGCAAUGGGGCUAGGGAUUAAGGGUCCAGGGGGCUCCCAGGGCUGAAGACAAACUUGGACUGCGAGGCGAGGGCUUGGGGAGUUGUGCAUCCCGGCCCGGCCUCCGCAGCCCAACAUGGGCCCGGGUUUCCGAAGUUUGCGAAGUUGGGCGCCGAGGGGCCGGGGCGCGCGAAGCGUCCGGGGGGGCCCGCGCCCGGAUUCUCUGGGCGCACAGGUCGCCUGAGCCGCCUCUGCGGCCGCCGGGGUCGUGCGUGUGGCCUGGGGGCUCCAAGGAGCGGGCGAGGGCGCCGGAGCUUUUGCUGAGUUGGCGGGGUUGGCCAUGGCCGCUGCCCGCCCCGCGCGGGGGCCGGAGCUCCAGCUCCUGGGGCUGCUGCUGCUGCUGCUGCUGCUGCUGGGGGGCCCGGGUCGGGGGGCGGCCUCGAGUGGGAACGCGACCGGGCCUGGGCCGCGGAGCGCGGGCGGGAGCGCGAGGAGGAGCGCGGCGGUGACUGGCCCGCCGCCGCCGCUGAGCCACUGCGGCCGGGCUGCCUCCUGCGAGCCGCUGCGCUACAACGUGUGUCUGGGCUCGGUGCUGCCCUACGGGGCCACCUCCACGCUGCUGGCCGGAGACUCGGACUCCCAGGAGGAAGCGCACGGCAAGCUGGUGCUCUGGUCAGGCCUCCGGAAUGCCCCCCGCUGCUGGGCAGUGAUCCAGCCCCUGCUGUGUGCUGUAUACAUGCCCAAGUGUGAGAAUGACCGUGUGGAGCUGCCCAGCCGCACCCUCUGCCAGGCCACCCGAGGCCCCUGUGCUAUCGUAGAGAGGGAGCGAGGCUGGCCUGACUUCCUGCGCUGUACUCCUGACCACUUCCCUGAAGGCUGCACGAAUGAGGUGCAGAACAUCAAAUUCAACAGCUCAGGCCAGUGCGAAGCUCCCUUGGUUCGGACAGACAAUCCCAAAAGCUGGUAUGAGGACGUGGAGGGCUGCGGCAUCCAGUGCCAGAACCCGCUCUUCACCGAGGCCGAGCACCAGGACAUGCACAGCUACAUCGCGGCCUUUGGGGCCAUCACAGGCCUCUGCACGCUCUUCACCCUGGCCACAUUUGUGGCUGACUGGCGGAACUCGAAUCGCUACCCUGCCGUUAUCCUCUUCUACGUCAAUGCCUGCUUCUUUGUGGGCAGCAUUGGCUGGCUGGCCCAGUUCAUGGAUGGUGCCCGCCGGGAGAUUGUCUGCCGUGCGGAUGGCACCAUGAGGCUUGGGGAGCCCACCUCCAACGAGACUCUGUCCUGCGUCAUCAUCUUUGUUAUCGUGUACUACGCCCUGAUGGCUGGCGUGGUUUGGUUUGUGGUCCUCACCUAUGCUUGGCACACCUCCUUCAAAGCCCUGGGCACCACCUAUCAGCCUCUCUCGGGCAAAACCUCCUACUUCCACCUGCUCACCUGGUCACUCCCCUUUGUCCUCACUGUGGCAAUCCUUGCUGUGGCCCAGGUAGAUGGGGACUCUGUGAGCGGCAUCUGUUUUGUGGGCUACAAGAACUACCGAUACCGUGCCGGCUUCGUGCUGGCACCAAUCGGCCUGGUGCUCAUCGUGGGAGGCUACUUCCUCAUCCGAGGAGUCAUGACUCUGUUCUCCAUCAAGAGCAACCACCCCGGGCUGCUGAGUGAGAAGGCUGCCAGCAAGAUCAACGAGACCAUGCUGCGCCUGGGGAUUUUUGGCUUCCUGGCCUUUGGUUUUGUGCUCAUUACCUUCAGCUGCCACUUCUACGACUUCUUCAACCAGGCUGAGUGGGAGCGCAGCUUCCGGGACUAUGUACUGUGCCAGGCCAAUGUGACCAUCGGGCUGCCCACCAAGAAGCCCAUCCCUGAUUGUGAGAUCAAGAAUCGCCCGAGCCUUCUUGUGGAGAAGAUCAACCUGUUUGCCAUGUUUGGAACUGGCAUCGCCAUGAGCACCUGGGUCUGGACCAAGGCCACGCUGCUCAUCUGGAGGCGGACCUGGUGCAGGUUGACUGGUCAGAGUGACGAUGAGCCCAAGCGGAUCAAGAAGAGCAAGAUGAUUGCCAAGGCCUUCUCCAAGCGGCAUGAGCUGCUGCAGAACCCGGGCCAGGAGCUGUCCUUCAGCAUGCACACCGUGUCCCACGACGGGCCCGUGGCGGGCUUGGCCUUUGACCUCAAUGAGCCCUCAGCUGAUGUCUCCUCUGCCUGGGCCCAGCAUGUCACCAAGAUGGUGGCUCGGAGAGGAGCCAUACUGCCCCAGGACAUUUCUGUCACCCCUGUGGCAACUCCAGUGCCCCCAGAGGAACAAGCCAACCUGUGGCUGGUUGAGGCAGAGAUCUCCCCAGAGCUGCAGAAGCGCCUGGGCCGGAAGAAGAGGAGGAGGAAGAGGAAGAAGGAGGUGUGCCCACUGGCACCACCUCCUGAGCUUCACCCCCCUGCCCCUGCCCCCAGUACCGUUCCUCGACUGCCUCAGCUGCCCCGGCAGAAAUGCCUGGUGGCUGCAGGUGCCUGGGGAGCUGGGGACUCUUGCCGACAGGGAGCCUGGACCCUGGUCUCCAACCCAUUCUGCCCAGAGCCCAGUCCCCCUCAGGGUCCGUUUCUGCCCAGUGCACCGGCCCCCAUGGCCUGGGCUCAUGGCCGCCGACAGGGUCUGGGGCCCAUUCACUCCCGCACCAACCUGAUGGAGGCAGAGCUCAUGGAUGCAGACUCGGACUUCUGAGCCUGAGGAGCAGGACCUGGGACGGGAAAGAGAGGAACCAACACCGUUCCAGGCUCUUCUUCCUUCCUGAGCGUGCUUCCCCAGGAUCCAGUCUCCCAGAGAACCUGUGAGCUUAAUGCCCUCCCAGGAGAGUUCUGGAUGUCCGGCUAAAGCAGCGGGACUGUGGAAAAGAGCCUGACACCUCUGCAGGGAGGCCUCACCCCAGGGGGAGGGCCCUGGAGCUGAGGUUCCUUGUUUCUGCCCUGUCAGCUGCAGCCUGGCUGGCAACAUCUGCUCCAUGGGCGGGGUGGGGGGGGGGCGGGAUGCAGAGCUUGUGGAGGGGUAGGAAUGGUGGAGGCAAAGGUGACAGUUCCUGAAGUGGGUUGUGAUGGCCAGGGAGGCAGCCUAGCCCAUGUCUGGCAGAUGAGGGCUGGCUGCUGUUUUCUGGGCUAAUGGGUGCCCUUUCCUGGCACUCUCAGUCCAAAAGUGUUUAUUGUGUCAUUAGUCCUUUGUCUAAGUAGGGCCAGGGCUCCCUCUUCCUCUCCCAGGUAUUUGUGGGGCUGGAAGUGCCUGCUGCCACAGGGGCUGUAUCCCCUCUUAAUAGGUGGCCCUACCCCAAACCCAUCUUUUGUUCUCCUGUAUCCUCCUUCCCCUGUUCCAUUUCAGUUCAGUUUCAGAGGUGCCAGCCUCUUCGCAUUUCCUUUUUGUUGAUGAGGACCCAGAGCUGCUGCACACACUCACCCCCAGCCCCCUCCCUUCGCUGCUAGGCUGGUCUCCAUGGGAGAGACUGGUUCACUCUAGGGCCUCAGCCUGGAGUGAGAUAGGAGCAGUGAGUGACGGGGCCUCCAAGAGAUGUGUCUUCUCUUCCUCACACCCAUUCAGUGGGGGAUGGGCCUCUAGACUUCAGGGGCUACCCUGGGAAGCUGCCAUAGCUUCAGCCAGUCAAGAAAGAGCAUCUUUCCACUUCCACAACCGGUGGUGAGGAGAUUACCACCUUCCAUACCCUCCAACCAUGUCUCCAAGGUCCUAGUUUCAAGAAUCAGAUAGCAGGAAGCCAUAGAUGCUGGCUGGGUUCCAGGUUAUGGGGGAGAAGGAAAUACAGUCAAUAAAAGGUUUUUGUAUAAA
Molecule: messenger RNA, 4137 nt
Organism: Sapajus apella (tufted capuchin)
Lineage: Eukaryota; Metazoa; Chordata; Mammalia; Primates; Cebidae
Gene: SMO
Product: smoothened, frizzled class receptor
Exons: 12
Coding region: 664-3033 (789 amino acids)
Biological process (GO): positive regulation of smoothened signaling pathway; smoothened signaling pathway; commissural neuron axon guidance
Cellular component (GO): dendrite; cilium; plasma membrane
Molecular function (GO): transmembrane signaling receptor activity; patched binding
Source: RefSeq, a predicted model, not a curated record